Molecule: messenger RNA, 1824 nt
Organism: Desarmillaria tabescens
Lineage: Eukaryota; Fungi; Basidiomycota; Agaricomycetes; Agaricales; Physalacriaceae
Product: general substrate transporter
Exons: 18
Coding region: 62-1612 (516 amino acids)
Biological process (GO): carbohydrate transport; transmembrane transport
Cellular component (GO): plasma membrane
Molecular function (GO): carbohydrate:proton symporter activity
Source: RefSeq, a predicted model, not a curated record
UAUAAAUCUAGGUUCUCAUGAUCCUUCUUUCCCCUAGCGUUCUGUCUAACGAAAUUAUUUCAUGGCUAGAACGGUGCCAACCACCAAGCGUGCUAUUCUGCUCGCCAUUUUCGUUGCCUUUGGAGGAUUUCUAUUCGGAUACGAUAUCGGAGUCAUCUCAGGAUGUCUAAUCAUGCCUGAUUUUAUACGUCGUUUUGGUAAUCCCGAUACCACAAAGCCUGGAGAAUAUAUCUUAGACAGCAAUCGGCAGUCUAUUAUCACAUCCCUUCUGUCAGCAGGAACAUUCGUCGGUGCCUUGGCGCAAGCUUUCACAUCUGAUAGAUUCGGCCGCCGUGGUUCUAUCCUUAUCUGGGCUGCCAUUUUCACGGCCGGGACCGCCAUACAAACUGGGACGACAACGUCUAUCGCCCAAAUUUCGAUUGGCCGCUUUAUUGCAGGUCUUGGUGUCGGGGCUAUGUCAGCUAUUGUCCCAUUGUAUAAUGGAGAGACGGCUCCCAAGGCAUUGCGAGGGAUGCUCUUGGUGUUAUAUCAACUCCAAAUCAUUAUGGGUAUAUUCAUCAGCUACAUCAUCGAUCUCGGGACACAUACGAUUUCUGGUUCCGCAUCUUGGCGAAUCCCCGUCGGACUGCAGAUGCUUUGGGGUCUGAUUAUCUUGUCUGGAAUCUUCUUCCUACCAGAGUCACCUCGGCAUCUUUUGGGUACAGAUCGAAUGGAGGAAGCUCGGAAAGUUAUUGCUGAGCUAAAUGGCGUUCCCUUAGACGAUCCUCUUACCGAAGAGACUGUCGAAGAACUAAUGUUCAGCAUUAGAGCCGAGAAUGAGAACGGAAAGGCAACAUGGCUCGAAUGUUUCUCAACGAGGAACGCGUUAUGGAAACGUACAAUUAAUGGCAUGAUGCUGCAAUUUAUUCAGCAGCUCAAUGGACAGAACUUUUACUAUUACUACGGAGAUACAUUUUUCCAGAGUGCCGGAACUGAGCUCUCACCUUAUGUUAUUCAAACUAUCCUGGGAGCGGUCUCCGUUGCAGGUACCGUUCCCGCUUUGUAUCUAAUUGAAGCGUGGGGUCGCCGUCGUUCUCUUCUUGUUGGUUCCGUGUUGGAAGCAAUCUGUUCCCUCAUAGCGGGACUCGUUGGCCACUUCACUCUCGCACCAUCAGGGACCCCCGCAAACCAGUUAACUCAGCGUAAUAAACAAGGAGGCGAUGCACUAAUCGCAUUCGCAGUUCUACAUGUCUUCUCCUACGCCAUCUUCUGGGGACCAGUUCCGUGGGUAUACCUCGGUGAAUCUUUCCCCCUUCGAGUUCGGCCCAAAGCCAUAGCACUCGGAAGUGCCACGAAUUGGCUAUGGAACUUCUUGCUCUCAUUCUUCUCGCCACGAAUUGCGAAUGACAUUGGCCCUCUCAUCCUGCUGAUAUUUUUCGGGAUGUUGGUCUUCGGAUAUGCAUACGUAUAUUUAUUCAUUCCAGAGACCGAGGGCCUCAGUCUGGAAGAGGUUGAUGAGAUGUACCGCUCUGGUGUUAAGCCGUGGAACAGUCCAUCCUGGAAACCCCAUCUACUUGACCACAUGCAUGCUGCCCAGGCCGAAGUUAAGGUUGAUGAGAAGGACUCAGCUUAAGAAAUGGCUAUCGCAGUAUAAUACAUUUCAAUGAAUAUAAACAUCGUGACAUUCAUUGUGAGCCAGGGCCUUGUGUCUUCUCUUCUGCCCCUGCCCUGGCCCUUCUCUUUGAAGCGAAUGUUGGAGUACGCUGUUCAGCUCAGAUAAGCGGGACUCCGGGAUUAGCAGGGAACCCUCGCAAACGCGCGAGGGGCUCGAUUACAAGGUAUCCU